AUGACAGAAUCCUCAAACGAGGGCGUGUCCAACGCCAUCGCUGCUGCGCCAUACAGUCAUAGGCCACCCAGCCCGCCCUACAUCCCAAUUCCUAUGACAUUUCCCAAGGGAUCUGACGCUUCUACCCUGGUUCCUUCCUACGACAACGUAGAUUCAAUGCAUUUGACGAGCGAUGAUCUCAACAUAAUCACUCGAAACGUGAAUCAGACGGCUACCGACAGGUCAGUCGGUUGGAGUUAUGAAGCCCGUCGUCAAGCGCAAUCAAUUCUCGACUUUCUUUAUCUUGGCCCUCUAUCUGUCGCCCGCGACCAGGCUUGGCUCGCCAAAGAAGGGAUCACAAUGAUCAUUGUUUCACGGCAUUCAAGAGUCGCACAAGCCCGAUUGAUGAGCGUUGACAAGGUAGCCCAGUCACUCGGCAUUUUGGUCGAGUACUUGGACGUUGCCGACAACUAUGAACUAAUCAGAGGGUUUCCAGAGGUUGUGAGAAAGAUCAACAGCCAUCUUCUAGAUGUCUACCGUCGUCAGGCGUUGGAAACGCAGGAGGGCCAUAUGAUCAUCGACAACGGCAACUUCAAGGGCGGCAAAGUCCUUGUCGUAUGCGAGACGGGCAAUGAUCGAUCUGCCUUUGUUGCUGCUGCCUAUAUCAUGACAGUGUACGGAAAGGGCAUGGUUUCCAGCGUGCAGUUUGUCUCCGUGCAACGCUUUUCAGCCAACUUUGACGAAGACGGCAAGAGGAUGCUGCAGGCAUACGAGGAUAUCUUAACUGCCCAGAGAAACGUAUCCAGCGCAACGAGACAUGUUCCUCGAGCCGGGCAGUUUGACGCACGCACAAGCGGAAACAAGCGAAAUAUUGAGGCGACGCUUGAUGAAGAUGACAAGCAAGAGGGCGACGGUUACGAGGCAUUUGCCGUAGACCGCGAACGGUAUCAAGAUAGAGCCAAAUUCGUUCCUUUUGUCGACCCCAAUCAAAUAUGA
This is a messenger RNA of Colletotrichum truncatum, 975 nucleotides long. RefSeq names its product dual specificity phosphatase. Gene Ontology annotation, cellular component: cytoplasm; nucleoplasm. The record is from RefSeq and is a predicted model, not a curated record. Gene Ontology annotation, molecular function: protein tyrosine/serine/threonine phosphatase activity; F-box domain binding. Gene Ontology annotation, biological process: negative regulation of protein binding; protein dephosphorylation; negative regulation of SCF-dependent proteasomal ubiquitin-dependent catabolic process. Lineage: Eukaryota; Fungi; Ascomycota; Sordariomycetes; Glomerellales; Glomerellaceae.